Aspergillus calidoustus is the source of this 924-nucleotide messenger RNA. NCBI's taxonomy places the organism in Eukaryota, Fungi, Ascomycota, Eurotiomycetes, Eurotiales, Aspergillaceae. The record is from the annotation of a GenBank genome assembly.
AUGUCUCCCCCUUUCCCAUCUCUCACAAAAACCUGGCACGACAACACUUAUGCGUCGCUGUCCCCGACUCUCCCACACCUCUCCCAAGCCGCCAAAACAAUCCUCAUUACCGGCGGCGGCAGCGGCAUCGGCGCUGAAACAGCCCGUACCUUUGCAGCCGCCGGCGCAGCCUACAUCGCUCUCCUCGGCCGCCGCGAAGGUCCCCUCUCCGAAACAAAGACGUCUAUCGAAACCGAAUUCCCCGGAACGAAAGUCUUCACGGCGCCGACGGACGUCACCGUCGAGACGGAAGUGAACGAGGCCUUUCGCGCUUUCGUCGAGUUCACGGGCGGAAGGGCGAUUGAUGUUCUUGUUGCCUGCGCGGCGGUCAUCGGGCCGCAGGGAGACAUUGCGGAUCUUGCAAGUGAGCCGUUUCUCGAGUCGAUUCAGAAGAAUCUGAAGGGGGCGAUAUAUACGGGACAGGCGUUUCUCAAGUACAAAUCCGACGAGGAAACGGUGGUCGUCGAGAUUAAUUCGAGCGCGGCACAUGUGAAUUUUGCUCCGGGCUUCGCGGGAUACAGUAUCUCGAAAUGGGCUGUUUUCCGGUUCUGGGACUCUCUGGGUUUCGAGAGUAAGUUUGGUGCAAAGGGGAAGGUCAGGGUUUACCAUGUCCAGCCUGGCGUUGUCGAUACGGAUAUGAACCGUGAGGCGGGAGGGGUCAAGGCUAUGGGGUAUGAAGAUCAUGUUUCUCUUCCCGCCGGAUUCAGCCUGUGGCUCACGAGUCCCGAGGCGAGGUUCCUGGACGGCAAGUUCCUAUGGGCGAACUGGGAUGUCGAUGAGCUUGUGGCGCGCAAGGAGGAGAUUGAAAGGGGGGGCUUACUGGAUCUGCAGCUAGUUGGAUGGCCAUUUGGGGCAGAGGGCUGGGUUUCUGGGUGGAAGUCUUAG